AUGAGUUCCUUACGAUUGGCCCUGAAACAAUCCUUGCAAGAAACGGGACAUUUGUUGCCCAAGGAAAAAAAGAAGCGCGGUGCGAAAACCCGCAACAAAGACAAGUUGUCGUCGUCAUCGUCAAAAGAUCAUUCUUCGCAACCUCGCAAACGUGGAAGGCCACCCAAGCGACCCUCGCGAACAGAAGGCGACGCUGAUAAGGCGGAAAAGGGACCUCACGAUGAAGAAGGGGAAGAAAACGAAGCGGGCUUUAGCAGUGAAAACGAGUUCUCGUACGAUUCUGAAGAGGAAUCAGGUUCCGAGGAGAAUGACUCGGAAGAAGAGGAGGAGGAAGAUGAGGACGAUCACGAAGACGAAGAAGAUGAUAUAACAGCAGCAGUAGUAGCAGAAAGUCAAGACAAGCAAUUGGAUAAUGACCCAAGGGGCAAUAAUAAUAAUAAUAAUAAUAAUGGGGAACCCACGAUGUCGGAACGAGACACGAAUGAUCACUUGACGACUACCAAACACAACUCGUCGUCAACAAAGGAAGAUGAAGAAAUGGACAGUGAGGAAGAACGAAGACGGAGGCAACGGAAACUACUAAAGAAGAAAAUCAAGAACUCGGCUGCCAACAAGAUUCAAAGUCAAUGGAAGAAGCGACAAGGUCGUCCGUCCUCCGCUUUGUCAGAAACAGAGGAAGAAGAAAGGAAGUCAUCCAAGACGAUAGAAGAGGAAACAGAAACUGCUCCUUCCAAGAGUGCUGCUGCUGAGGACACCACCGCCACUGCCAACAGCAGCAGCAACAGCAACAGCAAUAGUAAUUCGAAGGAAUCAGAGGAAAGUGAAAUUAAGGGAAACAAGCAAUCAUCUGCCGAUACAAAUGAGACUGCUGCACCAACAGUAGAAAAGAAGAAACGCAAUUCAGGUACUGUCCCACCACCCACUCAUGAUGUUCGCGAGUGGUCCCAACGAUUGACGGAAAAGAAGAGCCGAAAGAACAUUUGCAAGGGAAUGCGAGUCAAGGUUCGGUUUGCGACCAAGGUCAGACGGGAAGGCAAGAUUGUCAAGAAACGAAAAUGGUAUGGAGGUCGGGUCUCCAAUGUCACUCCAGAUGGUUCCAAGAUCAAAAUCAAGUACGAUGAUGGAACCUCCGAAAUAUCCCAAUUUCCAGAUGACGAUGUGGUGGUGGACGAUACGGACAAUGGACAGCAUUCCCAAGCGGCGAGUGCAUCGGUUCAUCGAUUCUUGCCACGACAAGCCCGUUCUCCUACUCCAACACCGACUCCAACCCCUACACCCGCAGUGGUGGAAGAGAAGGAGGAAGAGAAAAAGGAGGUAGAAGAGAAGGUAGAGGAGAAGGAGGAAGAAAAGCCCAAAGAAGAAGUAGUCAAGGAGGACAUGCCAACGGAAGAUUCUCCCAAGGAUGACGCUCCUGAAGAAGAAGUUCCCAAGGAAGAAGAAGCUGCCAAGCCCACGGAAUCAAGCACUGCAAAAGAGAAGGAAGACGACAAGGUGGCGGAACAAAUACCAGUGGAGAAACCACAGGAAGAGAAGGAAGCUCAAGAAGGUGAAGAAAAGGAAGAAGAGGAAACGCCCAAGGAAGUUGAAAAGGACGAUACCAAGAUGGAAGAAGCACCAGAAGCACCUGAAAUCAAGGCCCCAACUCCCAUCCCAGAAGAGUCGAAACCUGUGCCGGAAACGACAAAACCCGAGGCUGACGAAGAAAAGCCUCGGUCAUCUCCCGCUACCACUGUAGAUGCCGCCGCCGCCAAGCCUGAAAAGGAGACAAUUGAUCCUGCAAAACCAGUGGACCAUGCAGAAGCAAUGGACACGGACGAACCUACUCCAAAGGAAGCCAAGCCUGAAGCUCCAAAAGAGGAAGUCGCCGAAAUGAAACAACAAGAAGAAAAGCCUUCCAGGUCAAACAGCCAAAAAGAAGAAGAAAAACUUGAAGCAAAGCCAUCCAAACCUACACUGACAAUUCGCAUCUCCAAGGCCAAAGUUCUAGAGAAUGAAAAGCUUGAAAAGCAUCAAGGAACACCAAUGCAGCAUAAAGCAAAUGGAAGCCAGAGUUCGGAUGAAGAAUUGGAUUUGGAUACACCUGUGACGGCGCGAAAGGUCAAGUCUCUCAAGGUCAAGCGGAAACGACUUUCGGAUGAAACCUCGCCAGGAGGAUCACGUCACAAGAAACGAAAAGCCGAAGUGGAAGAACCGACACCGCCACAAGACAAGUCGACCGAGAAAACAUCUGGUGCAGCAACCGCAACGGAAAUGUCCAACGAGAAACCACCAAAAUCACCCAAAAAGUCCUCCAUGGUCAUUACAAUUCCUCUCAAGCAAGCACAGGCUGGUGACGAGAUACCACAAGUCCCAUCUUUGACUAAACCUAGAAAGCGCAAGGAUAGUCCAGCUGCCCGUGGUUCUGGUCGCAAGUCGCCAUCGCCAAAAAGCGACUCGCCGCAACCAAUGUCCCAAGAUCUUGGAAAAAAUGGCGAUGAGACUACUAUGGUAAGGCCUGUUUCUCAAAAGGCAGUCAAGGCGGAUGGAGUGGAAAGUGCCGAUUUGGAAAUGUCGACUGCAGAGCAAACAACAAAGGCAGAGUUGGGAUCCAAAGGAAGUGCAUUUGGAAAGAAAGCAAAGGCCAAUGCUGAUGCAACAACCAAAGAAAGUCUUCCACAAACUAAAGAUACUGAAAAGGCGCCUAAAGCUGGUCGCAAAGCAGCCCAAGAAGCCAAGGAGAAGAUGGGUCCAAAGCAGCAGGACAAGGAGUUGGCGGCUAAGAAGAAGAAAAAGAGGCGCCGUAAGAAUGGCAGUGACGAGGAAGAAUCGGACGACGAUGAACGACAAUGGGUGCAAUGCGAUAAAUGCCAAAAGUGGCGCAUUCUACCAAGUCGUGUAGAAGCUUCGUCCCUUCCCGAAGUCUGGCAGUGCAGUAUGAACGAUUGGGAUCCCAAACAUUCUGAUUGCUCGGUAGCUGAACAGACUUUCAAGCAAAUUCAGAAGGAACGACGACGUGCCAAGAAACGAGCCAAGCAGCAACGAUUGGAGCAAGCGGCACUAGAGGCCAACCCAGCGGACUCAAAUCACGACCCCAAGGUACGGGGUGGAAAAUCUUCCCAAAACAGCCCAAAACCCACCAGACAUGUUUUGAAAACUGGAAAAAAUUCGGAUUCGGAAUCUAAACGAGCCAGUCCUAUACCUUCGGCGGGGAAUACGUCUGUUGAAAGCGGUCUGGACUCGAAGGCUGAAAAGAGAGGACGCAAGGGCAAGAAAGACAAGGACAAGGAUGAAUCAAAGCAAGUAGAAGUGCAAAGAGCAGUCGCGGCUGAGGAAGUCACUCCAAAAAAGCCGGGUAGAAAGAGGGGUCGACCAGCUCGCAAUGUUUCCGUAGAGACUCCACGCAGUAAUGCAACAAAGGAUGACGAGAAUGUUGAAUGGGUUCAGUGCGAAAAGUGCGAGAAAUGGAGGAAACUUCCACCGUAUAUGGCUGCUGAUGAACUUCCAGAUAAGUGGUAUUGUUCUUUGAACACAUGGAAUGAAGCCUCCGCAAGCUGUGAAGCUGCGGAGGAUAAAGCAGAUGCCCAUCAUCAGGAAGUUGGUGUCUUUGGCAAUGUGCCUCAAGGUCAUGUUGGCAAGUAUUCGUACCGAAGUAUGAUCUAUGGAAGCGGCCGCAAGUACAAUCGACCAAUGUCGGAGAAGGCACGGGCAGCUGAAUCGCUGUACCAACGUCCUCAAGUUGAAGAUGGUAUUCCUCAAACAUCUGUGAUGUAUGCUAAGUCAAGCAUGUUCGUUCCAAGGAUGUCGAACUUCCAAAAGACUCAAGUUGUUGAAAAGAAGACUACAAGCAUCUUAGAUGUUCUGGCCGAAUCUGAUUUGUGGGCCGAGUUGCAGGGAGUUGGCCAUGCAAUGCAACUUUUAUCGAACAACUUUUCGGGGGACCCUUAUCCAGCGUUUGUGACCUACGAGUCUCUACCCGAGAGUAUCAAGGAACAAAUGCGCAAAGUCGUGCUACAAGUGCUAGGGGUUUAUGUACUUUCUGGCGACGAGCUUGUCGAAGAGGCGCUCCGUUUCCCUUGGGAAAGCCUGUCCGGGAGUCUUUCUCAAAUCCGGGCUUUCAUCAAUGCUGACAUUGUCAUUAAUACUCUUCUUUCUCUGGUUAGGGAUGGUGAAGUUGAAAUGACUUGUUUUAAGGACAUGUCUGUGCCCAUGACUGAGUGGGUUCCUCGAUACCGAAGAGUUGUUCGCUCAAGCCCGAAGAAUUUGGAAAACCACGGAUCACUGAAGACCUCCAAAUGCAUGAAGAUUUCGAAGCCGUGGAAGCAAAUGGACGAUUCGGAAGGCUGGAUCACUGGGGGCCAAUAA
This is a messenger RNA of Cylindrotheca closterium, 4341 nucleotides long. The record is from the annotation of a GenBank genome assembly. NCBI's taxonomy places the organism in Eukaryota, Bacillariophyta, Bacillariophyceae, Bacillariales, Bacillariaceae.